UGGGUCGUCACCUCACUUAUCUUGGCGCCUACCUCUCGCUCCAUCUCCAUGGACGCAUGGUCAAACCCCACAGCUGUGCGGGGCCGCCUAUAUAUACCGCCGGAGACGCACCGCCGACCCAUUGCCGUCGAUCUCCUCCCGGUUAAUUCCUUCGCUUGUGGACUCCUGUCUCGCUCGCUCUCUUCCCUUCGCCUUCCUCCUCCUCCUGUUCACACCCACCGAGGUGGUGGAGUGGAGUGGAGAGAGAGUGGAGCUACCAAGAACGACGGCCACCACCUCUUCUUCUUCUUCGUCUUCUUCUUCUUCUUGCUCGCGUUUGUGAGGUGGAGGGGGAGGGGGGGAUCGAGCGAUGGGGAGGCCGCCGUGCUGCGUGAAGGCGGAGGUGAAGAAGGGGCCGUGGACGCCGGAGGAGGACCUCAUGCUCGUCGCCUACAUCCAGGAGCACGGCCCCGGCAACUGGCGCGCCGUGCCCACCAACACCGGGCUGAUGCGGUGCAGCAAGAGCUGCCGGCUCCGGUGGACCAACUACCUCCGGCCGGGGAUCAAGCGGGGCAACUUCAGCGAGCAGGAGGAGAAGCUCAUCGUCCACCUCCAGGCCCUCCUCGGCAACAGGUGGGCGGCGAUCGCGUCCUACUUGCCGGAGAGGACGGACAACGACAUCAAGAACUACUGGAACACGCAUCUCAAGAAGAAGCUCAAGAAGAUGAGCGCCGGCGGCGGGGAAGGAGGCGACGGAGAGGGCGGCGGCGCCGGCGGCGGUGAGGUGAAGACCAGGGCGGUGGCGCCCAAGGGGCAGUGGGAGCGGCGCCUCCAGACGGACAUCCACACCGCGCGCCAGGCGCUCCGCGACGCGCUCUCGCUGGACCCCUCGCCGCCGCCGGCCAAGCCCGCGCUGGAGUCCGUCUCGUCGGCGGCGGGCGCGGCGCCGUCGUCGCAGGCGGCGUACGCGUCUAGCGCAGAGAACAUCGCGCGGCUGCUGGAGGGUUGGAUGCGGCCAGGCGGGGACGCCGGCUGCGGCGCGGCCAGGAAGACGACGACGGCGACGACGCCCUCCGGGUCGAGGUCGUCGGCGUCGGUGCUGUCCGGGGAGGCCGCGUCCGCCAGCCACAGCGGCGGCACGGCGCCGACGCCCGACGGCUCGACGGUCACAAGCAAGACGAAGGACGAGACCGCGUGCGGCGCCGUCGCCGCGCCGCCGCCGGCGUUCUCGAUGCUGGAGAGCUGGCUGCUCGACGACGGCAUGGGCCACGGCGAGGCGGGGCUCAUGGACGUGGUGGUGCCAUUGGGGGACCCGAGUGAGUUCUUUUAGUGCAAGUGAGAAAAAAAAAUGGGGACAAAAAAAAAAGAUGACAAUAAAUGUGACUAGCCUUGAAGAACAAAUUAAGCCAAUCAAUCACUGCAAAUCCUUGGUGAUUUAGAUCAUCAAAAGCACAAAA
Oryza brachyantha (malo sina) is the source of this 1436-nucleotide messenger RNA. Its product is annotated as myb-related protein 306-like. The record is from RefSeq and is a predicted model, not a curated record. Lineage: Eukaryota; Viridiplantae; Streptophyta; Magnoliopsida; Poales; Poaceae. The transcript has 3 exons. Bases 350 to 1309 code for a protein of 319 amino acids. Gene Ontology annotation, biological process: response to auxin.